Messenger RNA from Phaeoacremonium minimum UCRPA7, 912 nucleotides. Its product is annotated as putative oxidoreductase protein. The record is from RefSeq and is a predicted model, not a curated record. Gene Ontology annotation, cellular component: intracellular anatomical structure. Gene Ontology annotation, molecular function: oxidoreductase activity, acting on NAD(P)H, oxygen as acceptor. Bases 1 to 912 code for a protein of 303 amino acids. The transcript has 2 exons. Lineage: Eukaryota; Fungi; Ascomycota; Sordariomycetes; Togniniales; Togniniaceae.
AUGCACACCUCGCAGUCAGUACAACUCGCAAAACCCACGAACCCAGAUCCAAAAAAGAAUCCGGCGAGUGAGCUUGCCUUGCCGAAAGACGAAAAUGUCGGUCGCAAGAGAUUUGCCGACUUCAACCUGAAGGGCAAGGUGUUCAUUGUCACAGGCGGCGCCAGAGGGCUGGGAUUGGCUCUGGCAGAAGGGUUAGUGGAGGCAGGCGGCAAAGUAUACUGCCUGGACCGCGCAGAUGAGCCCGACGAGGAAUGGGGUCAGGCCCAGUCGCACGUCGUGCCUGAAUGGGGCGGCUCGCUGCAUUACCGGCAGCAGGACGUCGAGGACACUAAGCACCUGGACGAGCUGAUCACCGCCAUUGCGGACGAGAACCAGCGCAUUGACGGCGCAAUCGCCGCGGCGGGUAUCCAGCAGAUCACGCCGGCCGCCGAGUACACGGCCGAAGACGCCGCUAAGAUGAUGGCCAUCAACUAUACCGGCGUUUUCAUGACCGCCAGCGCCGUGGCGCGCCAAAUGUUCAAGUACAAGAUUCGGGGCAGCAUCUGCCUCAUCGCGAGCAUGUCUGGCCUCGUCGCCAACAAGGGCUUGCUCUCGCCCGCGUACAACUCCUCCAAGGCGGCCGUUCUCCAACUUGCGCGGAACCUAGCCAUGGAGUGGAGUCCGAUCCAGGAGGACGGCACAGGCGGUAUCCGUGUCAACUGCAUCAGCCCAGGCCACAUCCUUACGCCCAUGGUGCUGAAAAACUUUGAGGAGGUGCCAGGACUGAAGGAGACCUGGGAGUCGGAGAACAUGAUGGGUCGGCUGGCAGAAACAAGCGAAUUCAAGGGCGCCGCGUUGUUCCUCCUCAGCAGGGCCAGCAGCUUCAUGACCGGCAGCAAUAUCGUAAUUGACGGCGGACAUACUAGCUGGUAA